Scomber scombrus (Atlantic mackerel) is the source of this 4009-nucleotide messenger RNA. It is a transcript of the gene aacs, whose product is annotated as acetoacetyl-CoA synthetase. The record is from RefSeq and is a predicted model, not a curated record. Gene Ontology annotation, biological process: lipid metabolic process; positive regulation of insulin secretion. Gene Ontology annotation, cellular component: cytosol. Gene Ontology annotation, molecular function: acetoacetate-CoA ligase activity. NCBI's taxonomy places the organism in Eukaryota, Metazoa, Chordata, Actinopteri, Scombriformes, Scombridae.
GCUAGCUCUCGCACGCUGUAAUACCCAAACUAAGCAGCUAGCCGGUCAUACAAUUCAACACCAGCUCUCACCUCAGAGGACAGCUAGUGUUAGCGAGGCGCUCCGGAGUUUAGCAGCCGACAAAAAAACGCAGCAAAGAUGUCUAAAGACAUGGAAGGGAAGAGCGAGAAAAUCAUGGAUUUGGAGAGCAAGGUGUUGUGGUACCCGGACUCCAAGAAGAACACACAGAUGGAUAAAUUCAGGAUACAGGUCAACGGGGACUAUGGACUUAAUCUGGUUAACUACAAUGACCUGUACCAGUGGUCGGUGGACAGCUAUGCAGAGUUCUGGGCAGAGGUGUGGCGCUUCUGUGGAGUAGUCAGCUCCAAAACAUUCGAAGAGGUAGUAGAUGUAUCCAAACGGAUCUCAGAUGUCCCAGAGUGGUUUAAAGGGGCUCGGCUCAACUACGCAGAGAACCUGCUCAAACAUCCACACCAGGAUAAAGUGGCCCUCUAUGCUGCAACUGAGGCAAAUGACGAGAUUGUGAAGGUGACGUACGGGGAGCUGAGGCGUGAUGUGGCGCUGUUUGCUGCAGCCAUGAGGAAGAUGGGAGUCCAGACAGGAGACAGGGUUGGCGUCCUUGACAGGUUUUCUCAAAUCCAGCCAAAACUGAUCUUCUCUGUUGCGGGCGUGGUUUACAACGGCAAAACACAUGACCACAUGGAAAAGCUGACCAGUGUUGUCAAAGGUCUGCCUGACUUGAAGAAGGUAGUGGUGAUUCCCUAUGCUCGCUCCAAACACGAGACAAACCUCUCCAAGAUCCCCAAUAGUGUAUUUAUAGAUGAUUUCCUAGCCACUGGGCGUGGUGAGGGUGACCAGUUUCCUCAGCUGGAGUUCGAGCAGCUUCCAUUUAAUCAUCCUAUGUUCAUCAUGUACUCCUCUGGAACCACAGGAGCUCCCAAAUGUAUGGUCCACUCUGCUGGGGGCACGCUCAUCCAACAUUUGAAAGAACACAUUCUCCAUGGCAAUAUGACCAGCAGUGAUGUCAUCAUUUACUACACCACGACUGGCUGGAUGAUGUGGAAUUGGCUGGUGUCUGCUCUGGCAGUGGGAGCUUCAGUGGUUUUAUAUGAUGGUUCACCACUAAUGCCCACACCCAAUGUACUGUGGAACCUGACAGACCAGCUGGGCAUCACUAUCUUUGGUACCGGGGCCAAGUGGCUGUCAGUGCUGCAGGAGAGGAACCUGAAACCCGGGGAAACACACAACCUCCAGUCUCUCCACACCAUCCUGUCUACUGGUUCUCCUCUCAAACCCAUGAGCUACGACUACGUCUACCGAUGCAUCAAGAGUAACGUGCUGCUGGGCUCCAUCUCAGGCGGCACUGACAUAGUGUCAUGUUUUAUGGGUCAGAACCCAGCAGUUCCAGUGUAUCGGGGUGAGAUCCAAACAAGAAAUCUUGGCAUGGCUGUGGAAGCGUGGGACACUGAUGGUAAGCCUGUAUGGGCAGAGAGCGGGGAGCUGGUCUGCUUGAAGCCAAUCCCCUGCCAGCCUACACACUUCUGGAAUGACGAGAAUGGGAGCAAAUACCAUAAAGCAUACUUUUCUACAUUUCCUGGUGUGUGGGCCCACGGAGACUACUGUAAAAUCAACCCAAAGACUGGAGGCAUUGUCAUGCAGGGCAGAAGUGACGGGACGUUGAACCCCAAUGGAGUCCGUUUUGGCAGCUCGGAGAUCUACAACAUUGUGGAGGCGUUCGAGGAAGUGUCAGACAGUCUUUGUGUUCCUCAGUACAACGCUGAUGGAGAAGAGCGAGUUAUUCUGUUUUUAAAGAUGGCACCUGGAAAGCCCUUCAGCCAGGAGUUGGUGGCAAAGAUUAAAGGAGCCAUUAGAAAAGCUCUGUCUGCCCGACACGUACCUGCCCUGCUGCUGGAGACCAGAGACAUUCCUUACACCAUCAGCGGGAAGAAGGUGGAGGUGGCUGUGAAACAAGUGGUCGCUGGUCGGGAGGUGCUGCAAAGAGGAGCUUUCUCCAAUCCUGAUUCACUUGACCUCUACAAGAACAUUCCUGAACUGCAAAACUACUAAAGAGGGAGAAAGAACAAAAGAGAACCACUUGAUAAGAAUUCAGACUAGUUUUUAAAUGAACUUUUUAUUCAAAUAUACUGGUACAGGGAGAUGUGCAAAUAGCAUUACAUGUGCUGUUCUCAGAAGUACCUUCAGCUUUGUACAAGGCAAAAAAGAGGAAACACAUCUGUAGUCAAAAUAAUACAAAAAUGACAUGAAAAAUAUGUAUGUAUAUAAUAACAAUAAGUCUAUGGUAUCAAGCAGACCAGACACUUUAAACACAUGAGCUCUGUUCCAUAGGCCAGCUUGCAGUGUGUGAUGAAGCAGCUGCUAAAAUGUUGUGAACGUAAAUGUGAACUGGAUUAAUCUUUUGGAUGUAACAUUAUGUUGCGCAGCAGUUCUUUUGAAUACAACACUGCCAACGGAAAAGUGAAAUUUAGCAUCAAGCGCUUUGCUUUGGGUUCAGUCUGAUUGCUAUCAACUAGUGAAGAACCAUAUCUCUCUGUGUCACCCAAAAAUCCAUGGAAGUGUGCUGAUAAACACACACAAAGAUUGGGGAUGAACACCUCAGCUCAUAUCACCAUAUCAUUGCUAUAUGGUGUGUACUGCUUUAUUAAAUGUAUAUAAAUAUGAACAUAUAUAUAUUUUUUGGACUGUGGAAUUGCAUUAGCAUUAUGCAUUUAAAGAUAUUGACCCAAACCUGUUAACCAAAGUAAGUCACAGAUUUUAGUUGUAACUUAUUAGGAGAUUGGUCAAAAUGAGCCGUGGAUGAAACUAAACUUAUUGAACUUUUGUCCUAACCUGAAAAAGCUAAUGAUCUCUUAUGAUUUUUUGACCGUUGGUUCAAUUUCAUUCCGCCCAACACAUCAAGGCAUGAACUGAUGUAAUGUCAUUUCUCUUCAAGGGAAUGUUUUUUUGCUCACAUUUGCUCAUUCCUUAUUAAUCAAGCAAUUGUAUGAAUAAGUCAGUCAAGAUCAAGAUUGUGAUUUGAAAGUGAGCAAAUGUUCAUUUCACCUCAAAAGCCUGUAUUUAUUAGUUCUAUAUCUAUGUUCCAUGUUUGUCAAAGUGUUCUCUUUAAAUAGCUGCAGUAUCGCUUUGUACAUUUAAAAAGUUGAACAGGCUGAAGGCAAAUUAAUGCAAUUAAAGAUGAACUGCAGUGUUUUUGCUCAAUCGUAGCACUAUUGAGCAAAAUGGGAACAAUAACACGAACAAAAGACGCAUGUUGGGAUAGAAAAGAUCAGAUCAAGUCUGUGAAAGAUAUCAGUGAAGCAUUUGAUCUUCUGGGAAAGUUGGAGAAAGAUUUUCAUACUAAUGUAGCCUUUUUUUCUUACUGGACUUCUGUGUUGUAUUUGAUUCUGUUUAAUUUCCUUUUGAUUCAAUCUCUGUCAGUUGUUUCCGUUACGAUAAUAUCAGACAUUGUUUAAAACUAUGAAUGUAAAUAAAUCACCGGGAAAACUCUGGAGUUCAUCUUUAAUGUAAAAGUCACUGCUUAUAUUGGAGUGAAUUUCCUCCUUAAAGGUACCCUGUGGAGUUUUAGACCAAUAUGGAGCAAUGUUUUGAUGAGUGGGUCCCUGUUUUUUUUGCGACUCCUAUUUCAACACUUUUUGGUGAGAAACACUGAAUGUAAACAGAACUUUGUUGUUUAGACGAAAACUCCACAGGGUACCUUUAUAGACCGAAGUCUCAAAGAUGCACAGGUUUUUUCUCAUCAUUGUACAUUUCACUUUAGUACUGUAAAUGCGAUAUUGUUCAUUGUGAUGCUGGUGAACUUUGGUAUAUCUGCCAUUCCAUUCUGUAGCAUGCAUGGAGAUUAUGCAGAUUUUUUCUUGCACCAAACUUGUCUUCUAUAAGGCUGAUGGUUUGAAAACAAAGUUCUUGGGUUUAUCACAUGUCAAAAAAACAAAAACAAAAAAAUCUGUUGAUUCUGUAAGGUACUUCUCAAGUAAAUCUACCAUUUCAUUUA